Amborella trichopoda is the source of this 1692-nucleotide messenger RNA. RefSeq names its product auxin canalization protein (DUF828). Lineage: Eukaryota; Viridiplantae; Streptophyta; Magnoliopsida; Amborellales; Amborellaceae. The record is from RefSeq and is a predicted model, not a curated record.
CUCUCUCUCUCUCUCUCUCUCAAACCCAACUAUUUUACAAAGUCCAAACACCCAUUCAUCUUUCCCCACUUAUCACAUUUCACAUUGAAACAUUCAAGUGCUAUAUAGUGUGAGACUCAUCUCUUGACUCUUUCUCUCACUUAAAUAUCAUGACUUCCUAUGCAAUUGUUUCAACUGAAACAGUUGACCCAGUGACAUUGAGGCAUUCUCUUUCCCGUUGUUGGAGCAACUCGGCGAUUUCAGUCUUUAAUUCCAUGCUGCCAUUUUCUCACCAACCUCAUAACCAACUUCAAAAAUCCAUAGUUCAAAAUUUUGCUGAUCAUCUAAAAACCGAGAUUCCAGUUGAUGACAGGCAGAUGGAUUUCAAUGAUGAGGACAUGAACCGCAGGAUGCCUGCAUGGAGUUCAGAUGAAUUAAAGACAUGGAUAUGGCUACAACAUGCAAUCCAUCCUGAGCUGAAUCUUGACCGCUGCUUGCGAAAGAGAUGGCUCAACAUGAUACCCACAAAGGAAAUCCUACUCCAUCCAGGAGAAUCCAUAAGGAGAUGGUUGAAAGAGAUGAAGCAAAGGAAAAAGGAGGAAGAGAGGCUACGUAAAGCCGAAGCCCAUGCUGCAGUGUCAGUGGCUGGGGUGGCAGCAGCACUGGCAGCAAUUUCUGCAGAAAAUGCUGCAAACCAAUGCGGCCAUAACCCAAGGGAUUCAGCCAUGGCUUCUGCCGCUGCUUUGGUGGCAUCACAAUGCAUUGAGAUAGCACAGAGUAUGGGAGCAAAGAGAGAUGAGAUUGCUGCUGCACUGGCCUCAGCUGUGUCGACCAAGAGCACAGGGGAUAUCAUCACACUCACUGCAGUGGCUGCCACCUCACUGAGAGGGGUUGCAGCUCUGAAAGCAAGGCCAGCCCACAAAGUAAGGGGGAACCAUGGAUUCUCUGUCAUUCCAUAUCUCGAAGUGGGAAGGGAAGAUAUUGGGUUCGAGAAAAGAAGGGCCAUUUUGGCUCAGGGCGAGCAGCUUAUUGUUCACAACACAAAUGGAAAAUGCAAGCCAAGAUUCAUAUCAAUUGUCCUCAACAACCAAGCCAAGCUUGUUUUGAAAAUCAGGAAGAACAACAUGCUCAAAUCACUCAUGCACGCUACAGAGAGUUUCAUAAGCAAUAUGCAUAGUUCACUACAAGAGGAUUCUGCAGAAGAAGAUGACAGGCCAUAUCUCAUAGUAUUGGAAACCACUGAAGGCAUUAUAAAGCUAGAGAUGAAUGAAUCUGUAUCCUAUAAGAUAUGGUCAAUGACUAUAAACUACAUGCUGCUUCUCUCCACUAGCUACAGUGGAUAUGAACUUCAGUUCUGAGGUGGAUUGUUUAAGAUUCUUACUCACAAAAUGAAUGAACUAAAUCCGAGAAGGAUAGGCUCAAAUCUAAGUUUAUGGUCUCAAAUCCAACACUACUUCUACAUUUCCUUCUUCUGGAUGAUAAAUAACCAACAAUGAUUUGGUUCCAGAAUAAUUAAGCAACUCAAAAUAAUUUGAUUGUAAUGGUUUACAACUUCUCAUUUUUUUUGUUCAAUACCCAACUUUUCAUUUUGUUCAAUGAACUUCCGACAUAGAAUUCAACCAUGUCCAUUAAUUCUGCAGAUGCAUGCUUAAGCAAUUGUAAAUUGAGGGCAUGCUAGAGUUGCCCUUUUAUUAAUAUUUUACAUUAAAAAAA